Messenger RNA from Apis dorsata (giant honeybee), 1832 nucleotides. RefSeq names its product coiled-coil domain-containing protein 102A. The transcript has 8 exons. Lineage: Eukaryota; Metazoa; Arthropoda; Insecta; Hymenoptera; Apidae. The record is from RefSeq and is a predicted model, not a curated record. The coding region runs from base 172 to 1803 and encodes 543 amino acids.
AUCUCAAUGGUUUCCUUUCUACUAUUAAUCUCUGUAUCUCAAUGACGUCAUAUUUAGAUUGCUGUGUGCUGUAAAGAAUUCUCUGUCAAGUUUGUAGAGAGAAAGAAUACGUAUAUUUAUUCUAUCUCUCGAAAUAUCUAUAGAUAUAUAUACAUGGCAUUUUAGGUUAUCAUGGCACAAUCAACAACUAGUGGAACGUCUUCUCGACGAUAUAUGAGAGAACAUGAUGUUAAUGUACCAUCUUCAUCACGUUAUGUGGAUAGUGAAUGGGAAACAAAAGAGGCUUUACGACAAAGAGAACUUGAGGAAGCAAGAGCACGAGCUGCACAGAUGGAAAAAACAAUGAGAUGGUGGUCAGAUUGUACUGCAAAUUGGCGUGAGAAAUGGAGUAAAGUACGUAAUGAAAGAAAUAUGGCAAGAGAAGAAGCAAAAAUGCUUAGAGCAAAAUUAGAAAUUGCUGUAAAAGAUGCAAAUAGUUAUAAACAUGAAUGUCAGGAACUUGAAUUACAAAAUGAGCAGUUAAAAAAAGAAAUGGAAAAAAUACAUAUGGUAUUAUUAAAACAUGCUGGACAAUUUGAUCAACAAAUUUUUACAGUUUUAGAAUCAGAUCCACAAUUAAGAAAUACAUUAGAUAUUAAUGAAUUAUUGAAAUUUUAUAAUAAUGUAGAACAGAGUGAAAGUGUAAAUUCUCAAAAGGAUUUACUUUCUUGUAAAGUUUCACUUGAUGAAUCUAAUGUUUGCUUAGGAAGUCAUAAUAUUUUACCAGAUAGAGAUAUUGAAGAAUAUGUAUUACAAGGUGCAGUGCCAAAGCAUGCUGUAGAAAUAUAUAAAGAUAGUUCCCUUUAUUCAUUAGAUAAAGAUAUUGUGAGAUUAGUUGAUUCUAAUUCUACAGAAAAUAAUUUAGAAAAAAAACAAUCUUCAUUACAAACAUGUACAGAUGAAUCUUAUGUACAAAAAAUAUUAUUGCUUCAACAUAAAUUGGAUGAAGCUACAAAAACUAUAUCUACAGAAAGAGAAGAAAAAAAUUCAUUACAUCAUGGUAUGGAGAAAUUAAAAGCAGAAAUAAUGCAAUUAAGAAAACAGUGUGAAGAAUUAGAGGAAAGUAAAGCUGAAAUUACAAGAGAAUUACUUGAAUUGAAAGAUCGAUUUCAAAUUGAAUUUAGUGAUAUUCAAGCUGGUAUAAUUGAUGAAGCUUCAAGUAGAGAAGGAAUGAAUCGUCGUUUGUGUGAACUUAGAGCAGAAUUAGAAAGACUUCAAGCAGAAAAUGCAGCCGAAUGGGGAAAACGAGAACGUUUAGAAACAGAAAAAAUUUCUUUAGAACGUGAAAACAAACAACUUCGUAACGAAUUAAAUGAUUUACAAGAAAGGAUAGAAUCUCGACGGUCACGUCCUGUUUCCACAUCAGAUAAUGAUGCGAGACAAUUACAACAAGAAUUUUUAGUUAGGAAUGUGACAAUAUUAAAAAAAUCUUUGGAAGAAAAAACAACAGAACUUUCACAUGCUAUGAGAAGAUCAGAACAAUAUGAAGCAGAAGUAAAAAGAGUUAGAGCAAGAGUAGAAGAAUUGAAAAAAGAAUUAGCUGCAGUUCAAGAUGAAGUAGAUGCUGCAACUAACAGUGUUCGUAAAUUGCAACGAGCAAAUGAAGAUCUUUUAGAACAAUUAGAAUCAGCUAAUGUACAAUUGGAACAUUUUCGAAAUAGUACUGAUUCUUACACAGUUGGUGUAGGAAUAGGAGAGACUCUUGAAGAAAAAUUAUGUACAACUAAUAAUGGUAAAUUAACAAAUGAGUUUGAGCAAGCCUAGUAUUUAAUUAUUUUAAUAAUUAUAUUAAA